CAGCCAUAUUGCAAGCAAGUAGGAAAGGAACUUGUACGCUUUGGUGGUAAAAUGGUGAAUUCAUUUCGAGGAGUGUGGCAUGCAGUAGCUGCUACCACUGCCACCUUUGCCAACGCACGGUGGACCGACCGACCGACCAACUCCAAACACCACGAACCAACAAUCGACAUCAGGCUAGGCCGUCCAUCAGCCGGUAAUCGGCAAUUCUCAACAUAACCGGUGUAUGCGUUUAUGCUACAGAGCUGAGCGUAUAGCGCAUAGAGUGAGUGAAAAAAAGAGCGUCACCACCACCAGCAAGAGCAUGUAUCCCAAAGAACACGGAAGGGCGGCUAGAGUCGGCUGGCGGAGCGGCAGUGUAGAGUAGCACUGAGCGCAAAGGUACAAUGGCUUGGUUAAUAAAUAGGCAGUUGAAUGCAGGCAAAGGCAAAGCAAAGGCAAGGCAAUUCAAGUCAACUGCAUGCAUCAGGCAUAUGAUGUCCGUCCCAACGGCGCACCGUUGACGCGAUAGAGCGACAACCAACCUUCUGAGCAAAUCCCAACGCUAGCGUGUAGUCAGUAUAAACCGUACGGUCUUUGCGUUCACGCCACUCAUUUCAAUGUACGCUUACAACAAAUGUGUAUUUUAAAUAUUAUCGCUAUUGUAAAUGUUGCUGGUGUUGCUACUAUUACUGCCUGCAUUUCCACUGUUGCAUCAACACACUAACAACAAGAACAACAACGACGUCACAAUUGCAUUCGCUGUGUAGCAUAUUGUAUGGUGCACUAUAGUUAGUUUCCAGUGGAGUUUACAGUGCAUGUGCUUAGGUUUGUGCAUUCAAUUCAGCCUCGCGUGGUGCAUGCAGGCAGGCAGGCAGGCAGGCGGUAGCCAAAUAGAGGCAGCACAAACAGUACAACAGCAGUCAGUAAGGCAGGCAGUCAGUCAGCCAGCUAACCAUCAGCCGGUUUGUUGGUUAGUUAGUCAGCGACUUAAGUCAAAGUGUCAGCCGGUCGUUGGGUCGGUGCAUUUACUCGUUCAUUCGCUCGCUCGUUCAUUCGUUUGCAACACAAAGUGUUAUUCUUGUGUUUCACAUAGUACUUAGCUUUGGAUUUCGUGCAGAAUCAACAGCAGCAGCAAAAACAAAACAGCAGACCAGAAGCACUAAAAGUAAGAACAAUUAGCGUCAGAAACAAUUGAAAGCCGCUAUUGAGCGGACGGUCGGUCGGACGGUCGGUCGGUCUGGAAAGCGGUCUCCAAGGGCAGAUUGGUCUGUUUUAAGCAAUAACUUGUUUUGAGAAUAAGUAAAUACAAAUACACAUUUGUACUUACACAAAAAAGCAAAUAUGCUUAGCACAAAAAUAACUUAAAAAAAUGGUUACUGGCUACCUCAAGACUCAACAAAAAAUUAAAAAAUAAUAAUAAGUGAAAGACGACAAUGCUCUAACCAUACGGAAAAGAAAACAAGUGUGCAAGCGUUUUACUAACACCACAGUGAGGAGUGUAAAGCCAGGAAAAGAUACAAAAAAAAUAUAAAUUCAAAGAAGCGACAGCUCAGCACAGCUCGGCACAAAAAAAAAAAAUCCAAUACUAAAAAAAAAAAUUUCGCAUUCGCUCAAAGCUGAACCCAAAAGCUGCGCUCUGCUACAGGUGAAGUGUGCUAGUGUUAGUGUUGUAUAAGGCAAAAAAUAAAAGAAGCCAGAAGCGAAGUUACCACACUGUAGCUGACGAAGUGAAGUGAACUAGCCGCUAGCGUGGCUUAAAACAGUGAAGAAUGUAGAAAGGUUGGUAAAGUAUACAAAAUAAUCGCUAAAUUGGCUAAAGCAGCGCGUCAAGAAGGUAACGAACGACCACACAAAGCAGUCGCAGUCGCAGUCACAAUCGUCGCAUUCGAAGUAAAGAGUUGAAGCAAAAAGCGCACGUGAACACAAUAAUAAAAUGUAUAAAUAACAAAAUAAAUGAAAUAACAACCUCAACAGCACUAAAAGGUUAUGUAUUCAAACCAUAAUUGAUAGUAAAACGAUACAUGAUACACGAAGAAGAAGAAGAAGAAUAAAAACUCUGUGAGUUGAGCAACACAGCACAAAAAAGCAACAAAGUUGGAAUAUCUGGAGAAGCCACAGCAAAGUUAAUAAAAAAAAGAACAGAAAAAGGCACAGAGCCAGUAACGGAGCGGCUAAAAAAGUUGGCUCAAACCAACGCACAAACAAACGCACCUUCAAAAGAGUGUAUGUAUUUGAAUGCACACAAAAAAAAGAAGAACGUUACUCCUACAUACUUGUAUUUACUGCUGUGAUUCAACAAGCCAAAAGCGCUCCAAGAGUGCUCCAAGCAGAGCAGAGACCCAGCGCGCAACACGCAUACACGAAGCUACCUCCAACAAAAAAAAAAAUAUUAUUACAAAAACAAAAAACCCACACACGUUCUAAUCCGCCGUAUACUUGGUUUUUAUUUUUACUUACCUAUUGUACGAAUUUCAAGUAUAAAAAGUUGAAAAUUAACACCACAUCAAAAUGAUGAUGAUGGACACAACUAGCGGCGAACAGGCCGGUCCGUUGGAUAGUCCGCGAGCAGGUGAUGUGCCAGCGAUUGCCGCUGCGACAUUUACACUCAUGGAAAAAAUAGACGAAGCGGUACACACGGAACACAUGGAUGCCGCCGAAGCGGAAGAGAGUAAUAAUAAUCACAUUGGAGUGCACGAAUAUAAGGAACAUCGUAAGAGUAAGAAGAAGAAGCGCGAUAAGCGUGAUAAAGAACGACGUAGCGAGAAACAUCAUCGACGCGAACGUGAACGUGAACGCGGUGAUGGUGGUGAACGUCAUCAUCAUCGACGUCGUCGUGAUCGCGAACGUGAGCGUGAACAUGAACGUGAUGUUGCCGCUGCCAACGAACAUGAUCAUCAUUGUAAUAAUCGUGACGCAUCACAUCAUCAUCAUCAUCAUCAGCAGCAGCAGCAGCAGCAGCAUACGCAUCUUACGCAUCUGAAUCACCAUCACAACCAUCACUCGACAUCAGCAUCGUCAUCACCCUCCUCGUCGGCGUCAUCAUUUUUAUCAGCUACAAUAUCAAAUGAAUAUAUUGCCGUAUCACCAGCCGGUUCAUCGCCAUGCUGUAGCUUAGUGUCAGCGGUGAGCAGCAGCGCCAGCGUGGUGACCGCCACAACGGCAACAGUGCAGGCAUAUCCGCACAAUUUGAAAAUACGUUUCCUGCUUUCCGGGCAAAAAACUGAGCUGAGUCCACCCGCACAUCAAACACACAACACCGACACGAAUAGUGGCGCGCAAAGCGGGAGCAACGGCAGUGGCGGUGCUAGCAAUAACAGUCUCAACUCCGCCUCAUCAGGUAUAACAUCCGCUUCAAUAUCCGCCUCAAUCGCCUCUUCAACGGCUGCAGCAACACUCUCCUCCUCCACCACCGCCUCGCACAAAUACGCGCUAUCAUCAUCAGAUGCUAAAAGUGCUGGCGCAACCAAUCUAAGCACCAGCAAUGUCAUCUCGUCCGCGCCGAGUGCGCACAAAUCCGGCUCCGGCAGUGGCGGCGGCGGCGGCAGCAACAGUAACAACAACAAUAACGGUGGCAAUGUAACCAACCAAAUGGGUGGCGGUGGCAACAGUUACACUAACGCCAAGGAACAACAUCAUCGCGAUGACCGUUAUACGUCACAAGCGCAAGCGAAUUGUGGGGCGAAUACUGCCGCCGCAGCCGCCAAUGCAGCUAACGCGGCAGCCAAUGCGCCCAGCCUAUACGUAUCUGUGCCACUCUCCACCGCCAAUGUACCUGGAAUCAAUUUACCAACAAAUAGCGUAGCGAGUGGUGCGACAGAUCACCAUGCGCCACCCUCGCAAUCAACGCGUGCCGCAGCGGCAGCAAUCAGCCAGCAGCAGCAGCAGCAACAACAUCAAGGCGGUGGUGCUACAUCGAUUUCCAUGAGCGGCAGCAUGUUAGGUGCGCAUGCGAAUGCCUCGUCAACGCCACUGGGUGGCGUCGGUAGCAUCGGCGGUGGUAGUGGCAGUGGUAGUGGACUGCUGGAGCGACAAUCACCACGGCAUCAUCAUCAACCGCCAGCGCUUUCCGAGCAUCAUAGCAAUAGUAAUAGUAGUUACUUUGCUAACUCGCCCGCUGGCAUGUCGGCCGCAACGCAUAGCAGCGUCAUACAUCAGAGCGGUAAAUCGCCAUCGGGUGGUAGCAUGAUGCUGAGUGCGACCAGUAAUCCCAAUUUGAUGGCCACUACAACGGAUACUGGCAGCCUGAAAAUUAGUUAUGAGAAGCAAACAACGCGUGUCAGUCAAUUGCAAGAGCAGGAAACAGCACCAGUGCGAAGGAGCAGUAAUAGAAAUAGCAAUAGCGCCACUAACGCAACGCAACAGCAACAACAACAAUCACAGCAACAGCUUCAGUCGCAGUCGCAGCAGCAGCAACAACAGCAACAGCAGGCCAGCGUUGCUGCUGUUGGCGGCAGCAGUAGCAAUGAUAUCAUUGAAAUUGUGCAAUUAACCCCAUCCAACUCUUCUACUUCUUCUACGCUAACUCAUCAUCAUCAACACAACGCACCACAAUCAAAAACAUUGCAAUCAUCCCCUGCAAAUGCUGCUACCACACCAACAACUACUUCUUCUACCGGUGGUAUUCACCACAGAACGCCGGACAGCGGUAUAUUUUCCUCCUCGUCAUUUGUCGCGAACAGCAGUGCCAUCUCGAAUGCCUCCUCCAGCAGCAGCAGUAGUAGUGGUGGCGGUGGCCUUAAAUUCAGUUACGAACCUCAAAUCUCCAGCAUUGGUACACCGCCCACCAUCGAUUCCACGGCUGCGCAUCUACUUACUGCCGUCACAACAGCAGCCGCGUCACUUAGUGCUGUGACAGGCAAUAUCACCACAACAACAACUUCGACCACGGCCAUCAAAGACUCGCCGCCCAGCUCGCCGGGCUCUGAAGUGAGUGCGGUCGCCACAGCGCCACGUAAGCGCGGCCGCAAAGCUAAGGAUCCGCUUGCAAAUGAGGCGAAAGUUGAUGUGAAAUUAUUUCAAAAUGGUGGACAUGUGAUUGGUGCCACACCCACAACAGCUGCUGUAACGUCAGCAGCAACCAAUGCAGCUUCAAGUGCGCCCAGCAGUGGUACAGCGUUGCACACAGCCGCUCAUAUGCUUGGCAAUCAACUGAAUCCGAAUAGCAAUGUGGCGCAGAAGCUCUCCGAUCAACUACACAUGGAAAUACAGGAUCACAGCAUCUACACUGCAGAUGUGGUAACACAGCAAUUUGUGGGAGUGCCCUUCCCCGGCAAGUCGACAGUGCGAAACUCUACAGCGCCAAAUGUAACUGGCAAUAAUACGGCUGGCACGAAUUCGGGCAGUGCAACAACUGCUGCAGCUGAAAUGUCGGGUGGCACAUCGUUGGCCUCGAUGUUUGGCAGCGGUGUGAAUGGAAAUAUGGCCAUACCGCAGAGUUUGGAGCAGCUGCUCGAACGUCAGUGGGAGCAAGGCUCACAGUUUCUGAUGGAGCAAGCGCAGCAUUUUGACAUCGCUUCCCUUCUAUCCUGCCUACAUCAACUGCAACGUGAAAAUGUUCGCCUAGAGGAGCAUGUGACCAGCCUAAUAGCACGACGAGAUCAUCUAUUGGCCGUUAACGCACGCCUCGCCGUGCCACUGAAAACCAAUACAACACAGAGCCAAGCUUAUAUCAGCAAAUAUGAGCAAAUGCUACAGCUCUUUCCGAAGCCCACCUAUGCAGAGUCGAGAGUGUUGCGUAGCGGCAGCAAUACGAAUUUCAGCGAUCACCCCUGCAAACGCACAUGCCGAGCAGAUCAGCCCAUGACAUGCUACUACUACUUCGUUGUGCAUUACGAUGAGACCUUCAAUCCGAGUUGUGAGCGUUAUCUCGAUAAACGAUUUCGUUUCAAGGUUGGUGGACGCGAGUAUAUCGACACAUUCGCAGUGCGCAACUUUGAAGGUUACGACGAUUGCAAAUACGCGGAUGGUGUAAAAACGGAAGUGAUGGUUGUUAACGGGCAAUUGCCGGGACCAGCUGUUGAGGUGUGUGAGGGAGAUACGAUAGUGGUAGACGUUAUCAAUAGCAUGCAUGACAUUACAACCAUACACUGGCAUGGUUUGCAUCAGCGACAGACACCGCAUAUGGAUGGGGUGCCAUUUAUUACUCAAUAUCCAAUAGAACCGGCUCAGGCAUUUCGCUAUCGCUUUGACGUGGAUCAUAUCGGUACACAUUGGUGGCAUAGCCAUGUGGGACACCAACGUGGCUUCGGUUUAGCCGGCGCAUUGGUGGUACGACAGCCCAAGGCUAAUGACGGGCAUGCUUCAUUAUAUGACUUUGACGCUUCGGAACAUACGAUCUUGCUACAGGAUUGGAUGUACGAUCCUGAUGGAUCAAAACCACAAGGAAUAUUGGUUGAUGGUCUGGGACGAAAUCUACCGCCAGUAAAUGGUACCAAGACAAAGCCUACUGCACCGACGCUCUACUCAACCUAUUCGGUAGUGCGCGGCGGCCGGUAUCGCUUUCGGGUAAUUUUUAACGGUAUCGCCAAUUGUCCGAUAAGCUUAAGCUUCGAUAGUCACGAGCUCGUGGUCAUCGCCAGCGACGGUAAUGACAUUGAACCUGUUAAGGUGCGCAAGAUCACACUGCAUGGCGGCGAACGUUACGACUUCGUUUUGCACGCCAAUCAAGGCGUUGAGAAUUAUUGGAUACGCGUCAAGGGACACAACUUCUGCAAGCCAAAUAAAUUGCACCAGGAAGCGAUACUACACUACCAGGGUGCUAGCAGGCGCGCAUUACCAAAAGCUCCAGUAUUUUAUGAGUAUGAACCCAGCGGUAGGGAGCUGAACACUGUCGAUAAGCCACCAAAUAAUGAUGAUAAUUUGAUAACAAUCGUCGACUUGAAAGCGUUGGAGAAACGCGCCGCUACAACAACCAUUCCGCACCGCACCUACUACACCAGCAUGACUGUGCGCACAAAAAAUGAGUUCCUAUUUCAAAUUGACGACAUUACAUUCACAAUGCCGCCACGUGUCUCGCUAUUGCAGGCGCGUAAUCUGGGAAUCGGCCAAUUCCUCUGCAAUAAGACGCAGCAGGCCGCAAUGGGUUUGAAUUGUCGCGGUCGUGAGUGUAAAUGUGCCAAUGUUAUCGAGGUGCCGGCUUUCAAGGAUGUCGAGUUCGUUGUCUCUAGUACCACUGCAACGGCUCAUCCCAUACACUUGCAUGGCUAUACGUUUCGUGUUGUCGGCAUUGGCGUACUGGGAGAAGAUCGUAUUAGAAAUAUCGAGGAAAUUGAUCGUCGCACCCCGCUGCCGCGUCGAGAGCGUGGUGCCCCACUUAAAGAUACCGUACAAGUGCCUGCGUUUGGCUAUACUAUUCUGAGAUUCUACACCGACAGCCCGGGUUAUUGGAUUCUGCAUUGUCACAUAUCAGUGCACUCGGAGAUCGGUAUGGCGGCGGUAUUGCGGGUAGGCGCCCAUCGGGAAAUGAAAACUUGUCCGGUGAGCAACUGUGGACUUUGCAAUUCGGUGUUUUGAGAGCUGAAAUUACUUUACUAUUUGUUUACAUUCGGAUAUACAUACAUAUGUAUAAUAUUUUUUUAUAAAUGAAUAAAAAAAUGCAUUACAUAACCAUUCAGUGGUAUAGACAUGGGUAAUAAACAAAUUAAUUAACAAAACGGAUUUCGCGUUUUUUUUUUUCGGAUAUACAU
Rhagoletis pomonella (apple maggot) is the source of this 7664-nucleotide messenger RNA. It is a transcript of the gene Mco4, whose product is annotated as laccase-3. Gene Ontology annotation, cellular component: plasma membrane. Gene Ontology annotation, biological process: iron ion transport. Gene Ontology annotation, molecular function: oxidoreductase activity; copper ion binding. The record is from RefSeq and is a predicted model, not a curated record. Lineage: Eukaryota; Metazoa; Arthropoda; Insecta; Diptera; Tephritidae. The transcript has 10 exons. Bases 2488 to 7491 code for a protein of 1667 amino acids.